Messenger RNA from Danio rerio (zebrafish), 1717 nucleotides. Lineage: Eukaryota; Metazoa; Chordata; Actinopteri; Cypriniformes; Danionidae. The record is from RefSeq and is a predicted model, not a curated record.
UUUUUAUUCAUGCAUUAAAUUAUUGCUUCAUCAUUAAUGCUGUAAACAUAAGAUAAACGUUAGAUUAUAUUGCUGAUCCAAGUGAGACAUGUUCAUGAGCACUAGGUGGCGCAGUGAGCUUAUAGUCUGCAUUUUAUAUCAGCCGUUUGUCUUGAAACAGAUCAGACGAUUUGAGCUGCAGCUCCAUGCAGAUCAGAGCUCGAUCACGAUCAUGAUGGUUUUUCGUGGAUUAUACUGGACUCUGUGGAUGUUCUCAUGUAUUGAAAAUAUACAUAAUAGGCUUAUUGUUCCAGAGCAAUCAUUAACAGAGGAUGAGUCAUCUGUUAACACCAUCUCUUUACCACAUGCUGUACAAGUUCAAGGUAAAGAUCAUCAGUGGCCUGAGCUGAUUAAUGGAGCAGUAGGAGGAAGCGUAAAGUUCACCCCUAAUAAUCCACCAUCAACUGCGAUUGAUAUAAUCAACUGGCAAUUUGGAACAACUAUUAUAUUGACUGGAAAUCCUGAUUCACCAUUUGUUGCCUCAGCAUAUAGAGACAGAGUCAGUUUUGACAAAAACACUCUCGCUCUGGAGCUGCGGAACCUAAAACUAGAGGAUUCUGGAUCAUACAGUCUGACUGUGGUCCCUAGUAGUGGAGAUCAAGUUAGAGGAGAAACUGCACUACAGGUGUUUGAAAAAAUAAAUAAUAGGCUUAUUGUUCCAGAGCAAUCAUUAGCAGAGGAUGAGUCAUCUGUUAACACCAUCUCUUUACCACAUCCUGUACAAGUUCAAGGACAAAAUGUAGAUCGAGAUCUUCAGAUUCCUGAGCUGACUAAUGAAGUAGUAGGAGGAAGCGUGAAGUUCAUCCCUAAUAACCCACCAUCAACAGCAAUUAAAGUAGUUCAAUGGAAAUUUGGAACAACUGGUAUACUGACAGGACCACCUGAUUCACCGUUAAUAGUCUCAACAUACAGAAACAGAAUCAGUUUUGACAAAAACACUCUCUCUUUGGAGCUCCGGAACCUGAAACUGGAGGACUCUGGAUCAUACAGUCUGAUUGCUCUUGAUAGUGGUGCAAAUCAACUUAGAGGAGAAACUUCACUACAGGUGUUUGGUGCGUGUUUUGCCACAAAUUGCUAUGAUUGACCAUCUUAGGCUGUGAAUGUGGGAAAUAAAUAAAUUAUAGUUUACAAUUUUCCAUUAAAAGUGUGAUGCUGUGUAAAGGUAAAAGACAGUGAGAGUUUUGGUCAAAUUAGUUAUUUAUAUUUUUAUUUUCACUAAUCUAUGAAUAUUGUCUUGAAACUAGCAUUAAAACACACAAAACAAGCUUUAACAUAAAAUAAACAAAUGUUUUCAAUGAGAAAUCAAAUUAACAUGCAGAUGGUCAAAGGCAGGCAGCAAACAGAGGUGCUGAGUCUUGUUAUCUGCUACAGUGACACUACAACACAUUUUUUUUUGUCUGCCUUUGGCGUGUUUUUGAUUUGCUGCCUGCCUCUAACCAUCUGCCUGUUAAUUUGACUUCGACUCUGGAUUGCCCUCAUACAUCUGUUUUCCCCUGUAUUGACCACUGCUUUCCUGACUAUCCGAAUAAACCUGCAUGUGGAUCCUCACCUCUGUCGUCGGUGUCAUCCCAUGGUUACAGAAGACUCAGGUGGUGCGAGUGUAAUCAUUCAGAAUCUAUAGCAUGUGUGUGAACAAAGUGCAUGUAUGAAGUUGUAUUCCAUGAAUUGACGGAUUUGU